Oldenlandia corymbosa var. corymbosa is the source of this 495-nucleotide messenger RNA. NCBI's taxonomy places the organism in Eukaryota, Viridiplantae, Streptophyta, Magnoliopsida, Gentianales, Rubiaceae. The record is from the annotation of a GenBank genome assembly.
AUGACGGAGACGGUGCAAAUUCAAGCUGUUAUAGAUUUAAAUAACAAGGCUUCAACAUCAGGGUUGUCAAACAAAGAAAAAGAACAAAUUCACGUUGAUGUUGCAGAUCAUUCUCUGAUUCAAAAGCUAGUUAAGGAAAAGAAUCAAAUAGAAGACGGGAGCAAUGGAGGCUCGCUUAUGAAUGACAGUAUAGAUGGAAAACAGACUAAUCAGCACGGUGAAUUGAUCUCGAUCACAACAAAGAACAAUUUCGACAAGCAUGGGGAAGAAAAUAAUAAUACUGAAGAUAAUGAAAACUCCGCAGACGAAGCUGAGGAGGUCUUCAUGGAAAAUGUUAGGGAAGUAAUCUCUAAGGGUUUAAUUGAGCAGAUGAACAAAAAAAAUACUUGUAAUGACAAAGAGCCAUCAUCUACAUUGAAAACUCCAGGCUCUAGUAAGUUAUCGAAAGAGCAAAUUGCCCAACUUAUAGCUAAAACCUCGAAUGAUUUAGUGUAG